AUGGCUGAUUUGGGAUGUUUAUGGAGCGUGCAUGCUAGAGUGGAAAAUUCUAGUAAAGCUUUUGUUAUUAAACAAUUUGAUGAUGUUCAUACGUGUGGAUCUUCUUUUCGUACAAUUAAACAUACUAGGAUGACUUCGAGUAUGAUUGGUGGGCUAAUUUCAAGUGAGGUUCGUAAUAAGGCUUUGACAUCGAUUAGUGAGGCGGUUUGUGAUUUCCAGGACUAUUAUGGAACAGAAGUUUCUUAUCGGCGAGCUUGGAUGAGUGUUGAAAAACCAAGGGAUGUUAUUUUUGUUGACUAUUCAUCUUCAUUUGAUGAUCUUCGUUGGUAUAUCGAUACCGCUAAUGAUUGUAAUCCAGGGAGUGUUUUUGAUAUGGAAUUUGAUAUUGAUAGUAAAGGAAGACAUUUCAAAUGCUUGUUUUUCUCUUUUGAGGCAUGUAUUCAUGGUUUCAAGUAUUGUCGACCUGUGUUGAUGCUUGAUGAAACUUUCUUGAAAGGAAGACACAAAUGUUGUUUAUUGGCUGCUACGGAAAAAGACAGUAACCAAGGUUUAUAUCCAUUAUGUUUUGCCAUUGUUGAUAGUGAACGUUAUGACAAUUGGCAUUCGUUAUUGUCAAAGUUAUUUGCUAUUUUGACACCGGGAAGGGAUAUUACGUUUGUUACUGAUCAACAUGCAGGUUUGCUGAAAGCUUUAGCUAAGGUCAUUUCGUUUUCUUCUCAUUCUUUUUGUCCAACGCAUUUGAAAACAAACUUGAAGACUUAUUUGUCAGUGAAGAGUCGCGAAUCUAAAGAGUAUUUGCUCACUCCUUUUAGUAGAUGUGCAAAUGCUCCUACUAUUGAGUUGUUUAAUGAGCUAUUUGAAGAAUUUAAGGGUCGUUGUGGUCGUAAUGUUCAGAAGUUUCUUGAGGAUUACUACCAUGUUCGUAGUUAUUGUGAUUCUUAUUUACAUUCUAUCUAUCCAGUUCCUAGUAUGUGGAAGCCAAAUAUAGUUCUUGAUGAUGACGUUGUUUUACCUCAUCUUUGUAAGAAACUAGUUAGAUGUCCAAGAACAGAGAGAAUACCUUCGAAGGGCGGAUCAAGAGAAUUAGGUGCAGUAGGUGUGGAAAGAUGGGAACUCAUAAUCGAAAGACAUGUAAAGAAGCUUGCUUUAGUUGUAUUGAUUUUAAUUGAAUUACUUUUGUAG
Camellia sinensis is the source of this 1182-nucleotide messenger RNA. Lineage: Eukaryota; Viridiplantae; Streptophyta; Magnoliopsida; Ericales; Theaceae. The record is from RefSeq and is a predicted model, not a curated record.